Molecule: messenger RNA, 1001 nt
Organism: Dinoponera quadriceps
Lineage: Eukaryota; Metazoa; Arthropoda; Insecta; Hymenoptera; Formicidae
Exons: 1
Coding region: 250-609 (119 amino acids)
Source: RefSeq, a predicted model, not a curated record
AUAUUAUUCGCGACGAAUGUGAAUAAAAUAUUGUAAUUAUCUGUUUGUUUGUCGAAUCACCUUGUUUCGAUUUUAUCUAGAUGAAUUAUUAAUCGUUUAUAACAUUCAUGAGUUAAAUGGACAAAACAUCUUAAUUAUCGACUUACUUGUUUGUUCGCCAGUGACUUUCCCGCAGUCUAUUUAGUCUGAUAUCUCGUCCUGUUUUAAUUUAUUCAAUUUAAUUACACGUUUCUGAGUUAAUUAUUAAUAAUGUUAUAUCGAACUACUUAUUUGUCCACCAUCUGUUUUAUCUCAUGGUCAACUUUGUUCGUUAUCGACUCGAUACUUUUAGGCAAGCACCAGGCGCACAAGUUGGUGGACAACAAGCAAUUGUCGAAACCGUUCAAUCAGUCUGACAAGAAGACGUUCCUUCUCGAUACUUACGCCCGUAUAGUCGCUACCAACAACAGACGUUGCCCGAAACGAUUGCGUGACCUCGCUAAGCCGAAGAGGCAGACUUGCAGCGAUCGAAAUGGCGAUUCUAUGAAUUUCGAUCUGAACUGGCACACCGGUAAUGCGGCGAAAGCGAAACGCAGUUCGGAAAAUUCGAAGAUGAAAGAGCUCCGUUAACACCGUCGGUUGGUAUUUCAUUAACAAUUCCUCCGCACGAUUUUUGCAUUGUAUACAGUGUUUCGCAUCUACAUGUUACUUUUCAACAGCAGAUUCUUUGGCUAAUUUUGAGCGGAAUUUUCCUCGGCGAAGAUUUCGAGUUGCCGAUCAUUUUCGAAUUGCAUACGAUCGAAAGAAGUAUUUUCGUAAACCAAGCUUCAGGGAAUCAAAUGGAUACGAAAGCUGCUUCUUCAGUUCAAUUUCGGGUGGAGUUUGCCGCGAUAAAAUUUUAAUUUGAGACUUGGUUGCAAAGAUACAGGAUGUUAAAAUUUAAACAGUUAAACAGAUUACUUCCCUCGACAUUUUCGCUGAAGCAAAUCUCCAAAUUAUCCCGAGAAUCCGCUAAUACAAAA